GUGCAGGUUGAACUUCGAAGCGUAUCGGUUCGUUCGUAGUCGUGGCGCGCGCGUUGUUCCAUCCACUAUCGUACUGCCACCGUGUGGUGUAAGCUCUGCUUGCUGGCUUUGGCCAAUGAAGGUGGAUAAAAAAGGACCACUUCCCCCCGACGGGAUCGUAACCCCAUCGCACACGUCGUUGGCGCCGUGAACCGUUCAAAUUGGAUAGUCGCGUGCGAAUGUGGCCCCGUACAAGGCCGAAAAAAAAAACGUUGCAAAGGUAUCGCGGUGUGCAAAACAAUGUCCUGCCUGAAACGACGCGAGAGCAAUUCAAGCAAGGAUAUGCUGGGGGCUUGUGAGCUUUGAAGUGGGUGUAAGGUGGUGUGGGUGGAAUUAAACAAAUAGAAAAAGUAGGAAAAGCCAGUGGGGAAAAAGCUAAUAAAUCUGGCUCAACUGAAGGUUCAAGAGUUCUCAAGUGCUGUGCGGGAGGGCUCAGGUACGAGUUAAUCGAUUAAUGCUUCUCGUCUGUAUGGCGGGAGUGCCAUCGUACCGUGGCACCAUGGAGGAAAUUAUGUCAGGAUAACUGGAUUACAUUCACGACUGGAUUUUUAGUGAUAAGUGGUGAAAGAAGGGGAGAAGAAAAAAAUGCUGCCUGAUAGGCGAUGGCGCUGGUGAUUCAAUGCGAAUCAGUGAAAUUGAUUUGCGGUUUCUCGUCUGAGUUAUGAAAUGAUAAAUGAAUAAUUGAAUUGGUUCCAUCGGAAGUGAGUCCAAUGAGGGUGGUUCGUUUGUAGCUGCGCGUGUGAAUGUCUAUAUCCAGGAUAUAAACGGAAUGGUUGGUCGCACAUCGUCGGAAGGAGCAAGAAAUAUGAUCCAAUCGAAGUGUUUGUGCGGUGGCUGAUAGUGAAAAUCAAUUACGGAACCUGACCCCCAGGAUACAGUGCAUGCAUAAAUAAACGGUGUGGGAGUCAAUUAUGGCGAUUAAAAUUUGACCCGCUCAUUCAAACUUGCCGCAUUGUGAUAGAUCCCUGCGUUGUGGAAAAUUAAAAGUCAACGCCUGCGGGUCAUAAAAAUAACGAACCUGCGCUUAUGUACAAUUAGCCGGAAAUUGCUCUUUUGGCCAGUCGCUACGUAUGUAGGUAUUGCCUGCGUUUCGAUGACAUAGUGUUUGGUGUAUUCGGUGGAGUUGCCGGUGCUGUGUGCUGUGACAGAUGUAAUCGUUGUUAUUGAUGACGGCAGCGAUGGUGGUGAUAAAAGAAUGAACAUUGAGUGUGUGGAGCGGAGUUCGAUUUGAAUACACAUUGUGACCGCAUUUCAGUGCAUGCAGGUUACCUGCUGGCAAUUUAAUAGCUCAACAAGUACUGUCCAUCCCAGCAAUAGGAAUCCAUCGAACCGAAUAGCGAAAACAAACCGGACCCAGCAACCAGUCGGAUACACGAAAACCGAAAACCAGACGGGAUUUAUGUUAAUCAACCGAACCGCAUAAAUCUGUCACGGCCACUGACUGGUUCGGAUGGUAUCGCAUCAUCCUUCACCAACAGCCGUAAGCUCCGGUGUUCAAAUAUCCCCUGGAAGCCGGAAGCGAUACCCUCGCUAAUGGAGCUCCAUCCAACCGUGGUGGAUUAAAUACAGGAUCGAUCAACCGAGCCGGGAAAGUCCAGAAUCACGUCAAACGGGGACCGACAUUCCAACGAUAAAAAGGUUUUCCUGAGCGGCGACCAGAUUCCGGCUCGUGUUUUUCUUUCGGCGAAGUGAACCAAGGAAGAAAAGACAAAUCCUCCCGAAUCGGUGUUAUUGCUACUCGGACUCGGCCGGCAUCUCCAGUAGAUGCGAGAUUUUGCUAAAUGGGAGAUUUAGUCGCAAGUGUCGCUUUUCCCAGGAUUGGCUAUCCUGUCGGUGUACGGCGGUGGUCUGUGAUUUGAAUGGCGGAAGGAAGACAACCGGAGACAAAGUGAGUUGGGCGUAAAAAAAACCGAAACCAGAGAAGAUUUUGUUAGCAGCGUCGCGGGUCAGGUGCUUUUAUGAAAUUACGCAGAUAUGCCCUACCAAACGGCGUUGCGGCGACGAAAGAAAAGAUAUCGUUGAGUGUUGCGUAAAAAAGAAGUGGAAGUGGAUUAUAACCGCCCCGGAAAAAAGGAAGCUAAUAUCGGUGACUAGGAUUUCCCGUGAAGUUUGAGCCGGAGAUUUGUGCAAAAGUGAUUUUGGUUACUUAUGUUUUUCUUCUCGUUCGUUUUGUAUAAAUAUUUUUUAUUUAAGCCACUUUGUACCGAGUAAGUGUGUAAAAGUUGGGCGCCAAGUAAGGCAGAAGAAUUAAAUAUGGCGAAAUACGUGACGCAGCAGUAUUAUUAUUUGUGGUUCGUAGUUAGCAUCGCAGCGAUGCUGGAGCUAAGCGAAAUAGGGCGGAGGUCUGCCCAGGGAAGCGCCCUCGUCCAGGCCAGCUCUGUCAUAGGCGAUGAAAACGGCCCACUGUUCGAAGUCCAAACAGCUGUCGGUCUGGACGUAUCGCUCCCGUGCGAUCUGCUCCCGACAACGAUGACGCUGAUGAGCGACAAGGUGACCCUGAUCAUCUGGUACAAGGAAGGCAACAGCAAGCCAAUUUACUCCUUCGAUGCCCGGGGAAAAAAUCUUCAGCAGGCAAUUCAUUGGUCGGACGAGGCAGUACUUAAAUCGAAGGCGUACUUCUAUUACGAAACCAAUCCGCCGGCGCUCCGGAUAAAGAACAUCAAGCAGGAGGACGCCGGUCUGUACAGAUGUCGGGUGGAUUUCCAGAAGUCGCCCACCAAGAACUGCCGGAUAGACCUGGACGUACUCGUCCCUCCAUCCAAGGUUACCAUUCUGGACGAACUGGGGGCCGCAGUAAUGGAUAAUUCCGUUGGCCCCUACCGGGAAAACGUCGACAUCAAUUUGACGUGCGUUUCCAGUGGUGGCAUACCGACCCCCAAAGUGACCUGGUGGAAGGAGCACGCACUACUAGACGACUCCUUCAUGAUCCUUCCGGACGGAACGGUCAAGAAUGUUCUCUAUCUGGAGAAAUUGAGCCGCAGUGAUUUGAAUGCAGUCUACACAUGCCAAGCUAGUAACGGACAUGUAGUCCCUCCGUUGUCCACCAAUGUGAAAUUAACGUUGAACCUGCCACCGCUGUUCAUUACCAUGCAGGGCCUCCGGGAAACGUUAACGGCGGGCAUCAAGACGCAAGUAUCGUGUCACACCGCUGGAAGCCGGCCAGCGCCCAACAUCGUGUGGACCAAGGGUACCACCACCAUCCGGGGCUCGUCCCAAACGACCUCCAACGACGGCAACGUAACCGUGUCGGAACUGGUGUUCGUUCCCGGACCGGAAGACAAUGAAAAAUCAAUUACAUGCUCAAUCGAGUACCAGGAAUCCGAGGGGGCAACGAUCCGCCUCAAAGACUCCCAUGUGCUCGACAUCAAGCAUGUGCCGGUGAUAUCACUGUCGCUUGGGGCGCCACUCGACUCGCAGAAUCUGAUGGAGGGAUCGGACGUGUACCUGGAGUGUGACAUCAAAGCGAACCCGCCGGCCAAAAAGAUCGAAUGGUUCCACAAUAAUAAACUGCUACAAUCAGCACGCGGUGUAAUCAUCUCCAAUCAGACGCUGGUGCUGCAGAGCAUCACGAAGGCGACCCACGGCGAGUACAUGUGCAAGGCGGCCAACACGCUCGGGACCGUCAACAGCAAUCAGCUCUAUUUGGAUAUCAAAUAUCCGCCGGUGUGCAAAUCAGAAGCCCAAAUAAUACGAGCCGCUGUUAAGCAAACAGUGAACAUCACUUGCGACAUCGACGCUAAUCCGAUGCACAACUUGCUCUUCCGGUGGCAAUUUAACAACUCGCUGGAAAGCAUGCUCGAGCUACCGCCGUACACGAACGUGGAAUUCACCGAACCGCUUCUGCAGCUACAGGAUCACCUAGGCUCGGUGGCUUCGUCGUCCUCCGCAGCGGCAUCUUCGUCGUCGUUAUCAUCGUCAUCGUCCUCACAUGGGGACCAUUCCACCCAUCACCAUCACCACCGGGUGCCAUCAUCUUCGUUGUCAUCCGCAUCGUCACCGUCGUCCGGCGCCGGCAGCCACAACAUGCUGGUCGGCCCGAAUCAGAAGCUAACGAUGCGUAGGAAGCUCGAACCACCCAAGCCGGAGCUCGUCGAUGGGCAGCUGUACCUGUACCGGAUCGAGUCGUUCACCAACUUUGGUACGAUCACCUGCACGGCUACAAACGCGUACGGUCAGAGUGGUCACUGCCUCUAUCACGUCCUGGUGGCAGACGUUCCCGAUCCAAUUAAAAGUUGCACUAUAUCAAAUGUGACCGCCUACACGGUGCAUGUAUCCUGCAUCGCCGGCAAGGACGGAGGCAUACCGCAGCAGUUCCAUGUUGACGUUUUCGAUGAGCACACGAAGAAGCUCAUCUUUAGCAUCACGUUCCAAGGUUCGGAGAUGCUGCUGAAAAAGCUUCCGAGCGACACCAAGUUCAUCAUCAAGAUCACACCAUUCAAUCUUCAGGGAACGGCACCUACCAGCUACCGUGUCAAGGCUCAGACACUGCCGGCUCCAUUGCUCCGUACAGCACCAUCGAAGGCCGUCCUCGUUCAGCUGACGCCCCUGCUGGGAGCCCUGGUGGGGGCAGCCGUUACGCUCUUCCUCGUGGCCAUUUGCAUAAUCAUUUUCGUCAAAUUCAAAACGAAGAAGAAACAUCACCCGGCAGCAACGACCGAGCAGGACAAAGGCAGCGCUGAGCCGUUGAGUCGAAACAUCGGAAGCCAUUCCAGCAUCGAUGACAAGAACCCGGACGUGAUACCGCACGAGAACAGCGAGGACGACGACGAGAAGCAAUUCGAGCGGCUGGCGUUGGACACGGAGCGGUUGAAGUACACGCCGACACCAGCGCUGCCAGCGAUGGUGACAGCUUACUCGCCAACGCACCUGUCACCCACCGGAAAUGGACUGAAGAAGUUUGGCGAGCUCUCGCUUACGACCAAUCCGAGCUAUGCGAUAUAUAACUCCCCGGUUCGGAGUGCGUACGGAAGUACUAACCCAUCGGGAACAACGACGACGACCGUACUGCCGGUGCGGACGACGUCCCCAAACAUUUACACAAGACUGCCUUUGCGGGACUUCACGCCCAAUACGUACGACAGUAUGCUGAGUACGCCGCAGUCGGCGGCCAGUGGGUACGCGACAUCACAAAUCUACACAGCCAAAAUGCCGCUGCUGACGACAAACUAUGCCGAGCUGGCAUCACUGGACAAAUGAUAGCAGUAAACAGUAGGCGGCGGUCACCAGCAAACUAACGGCUUCCAUGACAACCGUUGUUCUACAAAAGCAGCUACAGGAAUCCAAACCAGUCCACAAAACUGUCAAUUUCCACCAUGAGAAACAAAACAUAAAAAGCUUCCAAUUAUUAGCUGGAAGCUGCUUGCCAUCAUCACCACGUCAUAAACGAUUAGUUAGGAAUUACCUUAGGUAAGCUAAUAAAAUCUGAUCGAUAGUCUAUAGGAAAACAUCUCUUGUACAUAUGAGCAACAAAACUCCCAUGAAUCAUUUUUGUACGUGUAGUCUAUAAGCCUAGCUAAAUUAUUGUUAAAAUAAAUGCAACAGGAGAAACGAAUUUCGAAAUGUUUAGGGAACAGAACGAGAGGAAUAUUGUUGAACGGUUUUUACUGAGUUUAUCAAACCAAUCCUUCCUGCAACCCGCCAUCGAUCCAACCUCCCACCUCACCCCACAUACAUAUCUGCCCCCCAGAAUGUGAUUUCGGUUGAACCAUAUCUAAUUGUGACCAUUCGAGCGGCCAUAAAACGAGAAAUACUCGUUCAAACAAGAACGGUGAAGGCGUAUUUCUGUUAUCUCCUGCACCAUCGAAAGUGUUUGUUCGUCUUUUAUCGUUAUCAACGCCUACCUAGUUUUUAAGUCGAUAGACCAAAAUGCAGAAGAAGCGACAUAAAAUCGAAGAAUCCUCUAUUUACAUAGGCAUCAUAUGCGUUGAGUGUACAAAACUGAAAAGUCGGAAGGCGAGGAGAGUCGUUUUACCGGGCUGGGACUUGCUGUGUUUGAUAUUUCCUUCCAUAUCAGAACGAGAAUUUAAUAUCAACGGUGAAAAGGUCCAUCGUAAAAUGCCAAGGACCAUAUCAAGCCAGCUACGGAUUAGGUGAGAGAGAGAGUGAGAAAAGGCGUCAUAGCAUGCGUGCCUGGUUUGCUUAUUUUGUUUAUUUUCCAUACGACGUUCGAUAAACGAUAUUGUGUUAGAGAUACUCCUACGGACAUGUAGUACAGUGAUGGUCACUGAUAUACCAACAAUACAUACCUGGUACAUUUUUACUUCCGCUUUGCGCUAUUUGCCAUCCUGUUAUGCAUCGGCAUGAAACGAAUUCGCAUAUUUUAAAUUUCACACGACUUCACGACUUUCUCGACAUUUUGUUUUGUUCUAUGUAAAGCCUAAUAUUGUGUAAUGCUCAUAAAUGGACAUAUAAGAGACCAUCAUGUGAAGGAAAAGAAUUUCAAGUUAGAGAAGGAAGUUUCAAAAUUUAUUUGAAAAAAUUGAAAUUGGAAACCAGGAUUCUCAGAAUAGAGUUCUCUUUACUGAUUGGAUACACUUAUUCGCAGAUGAAUCUAAAAUUGUACACACAAAUGAAUUGACAUGAAUUGAAUUCACAAAUGUAUAAACAUUAUUAAGGUCUAUUCGUUCUAUGUAUAACUUCAGUCACUUUUCAGAACAAAAAAGUGUCAAGUGAAUUCUAAAACUCAUUUAAUUCAUUUUUAUUGUUUUGGCUUUUAUCUAUGACCAUCACUGUAUUACAUUAAUCAUAAAAGGAAAAAUGAACAAAGACAGGGAAUAUAUCAAUAAAUACGCAAACAUAAGAGUGCGGCAAGAUAUCGUAUUGCAAACAGACUGCAAACUGACACCGAAUACACCUAACAUACAAAUGCUCGGCGGUGAACAGAUCUAAAGAUAAGGAAAAAGUAAAACUCAACAUAUUGAAAUGUGAAAGUCAUAUCAGUCAUAUAUUUUGAAGCCAUAAUCCAAACAUAAGUACAUUCAUAGCCUAGGCAGCGGUGUUUAGAUAAGCGAGCACGACCAGGGCGGGCAAGCGGUUUUUUUCAAGUUCAAGGUGGUUGAACUCGGAAAAGUGUAGAAUUCUAUUUUAAUAAUUCACAACCAUCAUUCGAAAACAAAAUCAAUAUAACUGGAGAAACGUCAUUUAGGAAAUCCGAAUGCAUCUGCCCCAUCAAAUUAUUUGCGUUCGUGUUCCUGGUUGUACGCCAUGUGCCGGAAGAAAACUGUUGUUCCAUGCUACCGUUUGUUGCUACAUCCUUAGCACAGAUAUAUGUACGUAGAGUCCACCGGGUGCCUCGUAAUCGCUCCAAAGUGCCAUACUUUGUCAAUAUUGUCUUGUGUUCAAUUGGGGACGCCCCUUUGCAGCAUCGCAAUGUGCAAUCAUGGCGCACAAACGAU
Molecule: messenger RNA, 7433 nt
Organism: Armigeres subalbatus
Lineage: Eukaryota; Metazoa; Arthropoda; Insecta; Diptera; Culicidae
Product: hemicentin-2
Exons: 19
Coding region: 2293-5235 (980 amino acids)
Molecular function (GO): protein binding
Source: RefSeq, a predicted model, not a curated record